AUCGUUAUCGAAGUUGAGUUUGGACGAUCCGAAUCGCAACUCAAAAGCUACCACAGAAUGACAGACAGGAAGAGUUCAGAAGACUUGAAUUAGGGUUUCUGAUUUCUCAUUUCUUCAAGAAGAUCAUGGGGGAACACAAAAAGGAAGAUAUGUGCAUUAACGACAGAUUGAGGGACGAUGAGCUCCGAACAGUCUUGGGUAAACUAGAAACCGACAAAGAUAAGGAAGUUUUCGGUCUUGUUUGCAAGAGAUGGCUUUAUAUCCAGAGUACAGAGAGGAAGAAGCUCUGUGCUCGUGCUGGUCCUCAUAUGCUUCGAAAGAUGGCUGCUCGUUUCACUCGUCUUAAGGAUCUCGAUCUUUCUCAGUCCGCAUCACGUUCUUUUUAUCCCGGAGUCACUGAUUCAGAUCUAUCCGUCAUCGCCACUGGCUUUACCGCCUUACAUCAACUCAAGCUUCAAAAUUGCAAAGGUAUCACGGAUGCUGGAAUGGCAGCGAUUGCAACUGGGCUCUCUUCUCUACAAUUGUUAGAUGUUUCGUACUGUAGGAAGUUAACUGAUAAGGGAUUAUCAGCUAUUACAGAGGGUUGCCAUGACCUAAAAAGCGUACACCUUGCUGGUUGCCGCUUUGUCACUGACGUGCUACUAAAAUCUCUCUCUAAAAACUGUCAUAAUUUAGAAGAGUUGGGUUUGCAAGGCUGCAUCGACAUCACAGACACUGGCCUCUCCGCUCUGGUUGACGGAUGUAAACACAUAAAACAUUUGGAUGUAAAUAAGUGUACCAAUGUUGGAGAUUCCGGAAUCUCCGUUAUUGCAGAAGCUUGUUCAACUUCCCUGAGGACAUUAAAGCUGCUAGAUUGCUAUAAACUUGGCGAUAAAUCUUUAUUCACAUUGGCUAACGUCUGCAAAAAUCUGGAAACUCUCAUAAUCGGAGGCUGUCGGGACAUAUCCAGCGAUUCAAUAAGAUCACUGGCGGCUGCUUCUCAAAGCCUCAAGGUCUUACGAAUGGAUUGGUGUUUAAACGUUUCAGACGCCUCAUUAAACUGCAUCCUUUCGCAAUGCACGUUUCUCGAGGUUCUCGACAUUGGGUGCUGUGAGGAGGUGACGGAUGGCGCAUUUGAAGGAUUGGGGAACGCAGGAUUCGGGCUGGGUUUGAAGGUUUUGAAAGUGAGUAACUGUCCAAAGAUCACGGUGUUGGGAAUAGGCAUGGUUUUGGAAGCGUGCAGGUCGCUGGAAUAUCUGGACGUGCGGUCAUGCCCACAUGUUACGAAAGCCGGUUGUGAGGAUGCCGGAUUGAGGUUUCCUGAAUCUUGUAAGGUGAAUUAUACUGGGAGUUUAAGGGAGCCUGAUGUGUUAAUUUAAUUAAGGUUGCUUAAAUGCAGCUAAUGGAAGAUUAUAUGGUUUUUAAAUGGGAUAAUAUUUUUAUUUGCUGUGUGCA
This is a messenger RNA of Cynara cardunculus var. scolymus (artichoke), 1434 nucleotides long. RefSeq names its product F-box/LRR-repeat protein 4. NCBI's taxonomy places the organism in Eukaryota, Viridiplantae, Streptophyta, Magnoliopsida, Asterales, Asteraceae. The record is from RefSeq and is a predicted model, not a curated record. The coding region runs from base 126 to 1358 and encodes 410 amino acids. Gene Ontology annotation, cellular component: SCF ubiquitin ligase complex. The transcript is spliced from 2 exons. Gene Ontology annotation, molecular function: protein binding. Gene Ontology annotation, biological process: SCF-dependent proteasomal ubiquitin-dependent protein catabolic process.